Molecule: messenger RNA, 2848 nt
Organism: Misgurnus anguillicaudatus (oriental weatherfish)
Lineage: Eukaryota; Metazoa; Chordata; Actinopteri; Cypriniformes; Cobitidae
Source: RefSeq, a predicted model, not a curated record
CUCACAAUAGUAGAGAAAAGCAGUGGAGACAGAUUCUGCAUUACACCAACUGGUCAUCCAAUGAUCAUCAAGUCUCUUUGUCUGGUUUUGCGGUGUCUGUUACUGACUAACACACAGAGAUCAGACACUGAAAUACUUUAAUAACCUUACUGCUAAUUUUUAUUAUUCCCUUAACACCUUCAUCAAUAUGAAGAUGAUCUCUUUACUCUUCAUCAUCUCUUUAUCCAUUAACGGUGUGUUUGGUGAUGAAGUGAAGUCAGUGUCAGUGAUGGAGGGAGAUUCUGUUACUCUACACACUGAUAUCACUGAACUACAGAGAGAUGAUGUAUUACAUUGGUGGUUUGAUAAAGACAAUCUCAUAGCUCAAAUAAACAAUGAGUCCAAUUUGAUUUUAAUAUUGGAGGUUCCUGAUGGGAGAUUCAGAGACAGACUGCAGGUGAAUAAUCAGACUGGAGAUCUCACCAUCACAAACAUCACAACUCAACACACUGGAGAUUAUAAACUAGAGAUCAAUGGAGAGUCUACAGGACAGACAUUCAGUGUUAGUGUAAUUCAUGUUUAUACAGAUGAGAUGAAUUCAGUGUCAGUGAUGGAGGGAGAUUCUGUUACUCUAAACACUGAUGUUCUUGAUAUUAAGAAAUAUGAUGAGAUACGGUGGAGGUUUCAACAUGAACGCUCUCCUCUAGCUGUACUCAACAGAAAAACUGCUUUCUUCUCUACAUAUGAUGAUGUUCAUGAUGGGAGAUUUAAAGGAAGACUGCAGCUGAAUGUUCAGACUGGAUCUCUCACCAUCACAAACAUCAGAAUCAAACAUGCUGGACUUUAUGAAGUAGAUAUCAGCAACAGCAGGUCACACACCAUACAUCAGUCAAUCACAGUUACUGUCAGCGGUAAAGUGACGACUGCGUCAGUGAUAAAGGGAGGAUCGGUCACUUUAAAGACUAAUACUGAAAUACAGAGCUAUGAUCUGAUACAGUGGAUGUUUGUACCUGAUGAUGACACACGGAUAGCUGAAAUAUAUAAAUCAGACAAUACAUUUGCGGUAUAUGAUGGGGCUGAUGGGAGAUUCAGAGACAGAUUGAUACUUAAUAAACAAAACGGAGAUCUUACCAUCACAGACAUCAGAAUUGAAGAUGCUGGACUUUAUGAACUGAAGAUGAGCAGCAAUAGACGAUCCAUUCAGAGAAGAUUCAGUGUUAAUGUCAGUGAACGAGGUCUGUCUUCAUAUGUUAUAGUUGGAUUAUGUCUUGGUGUCCUCCUGAUUAGUGUUGCUUUAACAGCUGGUGUGUUUUACUGUCGCCAGAGAUUCCCUAAAGCAACAAUAAGAAAAGUGAUGGUGGGACGUUCUGUUCGUCUGAAGACUGAUGUUGAUAACAUAGAGACAGAUGAUGUCGUAGAGUGGAGGUUUAAGCCUGGUCCCUUUCGAAACACUGUAAUAGCUAAAAUCCAGAGGAACAACCUAACCGCUGUUAGUGAUGAGAGAUUGUGCAGGAAUAUGACACUGAACAAAAGGACCGGAUCUCUCUACAUCACAGACAUCACAGCGGAUCACUCUGGAUCUUACGAACUAAAAAUCACCAGUGGUGUAAUAACAUCAUACAAGAGAUUCAAAGUCAUCGUCUAUGAUUUCAUCCCACCGAAAGAUUUAUUGGAGAUAAGCUUUCCUUUGAUGAGUAAAUGGAGUCGGACAGCAGCAGAGUAACACAAACAACAACGUUACAACAUCAGCGUGAUAUACAGUAUCACUUAUAUGAACAAUGAAAAACUUUCUUUGGCCGGCUGAAUGAACAUAAUUGUGAACUGAAAUUAAGACUCUAGUCUGGGCAAUUAGUAAGGGCUAAUCAUCAGUCUUACUAUUUGGAAUUAAAUGAUAAACCAAUCUAUAUUAGUUAACAUGCUUAAAACACUAAAGAUCAGUCUUGAAGAAACGUUUAGUCUUAGCGACCGUAAACUGAUCUGGUAUAAAAUAGAAACUUUUAGAUUAUUAUGAAAUGAGGUAAAGAUUUGCAAUAACUCUUUAUUUUAUGUUUAACCUUUAAUGUAAACGUAAGAUUUAAUUUCUAUGUGUAGAUGAAGAUGAAGUGUGCACUGCAUUUAAUAUUUCACUUAUAUCUUCAACAGUAUAUUUAAAUAUAUAAGCUUACAUUUCUUGUGAAAUAUAUAAAUAAUAUAUAAGCAAAUAUCUUUUUUUUCUUUUUUCUUUUGGUCGAUGUUUAAUCUUGAGGUUAUAAAACAUUAUAUUUCUCUCCAAAUGUUUACUGUUUACUUACAGUCUACUGUAAAAUAAUUUGAAUUUCUUUUUAGGUCCUGUUUUAAAUUUUAAUUAGUAUAAAAACCUAAAUGUACUGGUGACGCAUGAGCAAUUUUAGUCUAGCAAGUAUAAGUACUUUACCCCAAUGCACAAAAUUGUAAACAUAAAAACAUGAAACACUUACAAUUGCAAUGUUUGCUGUCCACAUGCAAAGCAUUUUAGUUUUUUAUUUGGGACACAACGGGGUGGUUUCCCGGACAGGGAUUAGUUUAAUCCAGGACUAGUCCUUAGUUUAAUUAGGAAAUAUAACUCAUUUUAACAAACAUGCCUUACUAAAAACAUUAUUUCUGUGCAUUUUGAGGCAAAACAAAGAGUAAUGUAUUUCAAAAUAUGUCUCUGCAAGUUGUUUUCGGUUUGGACAGCUGUUAAUUUUUUUUAGUACAGGACUAGUCUAAUCCCUGUCCGGGAAACCGCCCCUACAUGGAGUAAAAUAAAUGUGAACAUCAAAUGCACUAUAAGUCUUUUGAGAUGAAAUGUAUAAAUGUAAAUGUGUUCAUACUGUGUGUGCUAUAGGUUAUAAUAAACUGAUUCACUGUG